AUGGCUUUGGUUUUUCACUACUUUCUGCUAGUUCUGGUCUUUCAGGAUACACAUGCAGUUCAGCCUUUCUGUCUGCAAGGAUGCACCUGCUCAGAGGAGAGUUUUGGCAGGACUCUGCAAUGCAUGUCUAUCUCUUUGGGAAAUAUUCCAGAGAACCUUCCUCAAGAGCUCAAGCAAGUAAGAAUUGAAAACUCACCCAUAUUUGAACUUUCCCGAGGGCCUUUCGUCAACAUGAGCACCUUGGAAUACCUUUGGCUCAACUUUAACAAUAUCACUGUGAUCCACUUAGGAGCCCUGGAGCAUCUGCCAGAACUGAGAGAGUUGAGACUGCAGGGGAACAAACUCCGUUCAGUACCAUGGACAGCGUUCCGUGCCACCCCUUUCCUGAGGGUCUUGGAUCUCAAAGGCAACAGGAUUGAUAUACUCCCUGAGCUGGCUCUUCAGUUUCUAGCCAACCUGACCUACCUUGACCUAUCCUCCAAUAGGCUUACAGUCGUAUCCAAAAAUGUCUUCUUGAACUGGCCGUCCUACCAGAAAUGCCAGCAACUUCACUGUCGGGCUAAGAUUCUCUCCAGCAUGGUGCUGGCACUGGACAACAACCCCUGGGUAUGUGACUGUCGUCUAAGAGGACUUGUCCAGUUUGUCAAGUCCAAUAGCCUUCCAGUCAUCCUGGUGAAUUCCUACUUGAUAUGCCAGGACCCUGUCUACAAGGCAGGGCAGCUACUUCAUGAGAUUAAGCUCAGUGUUUGCAUGAAGCCACAGAUCUCAACCCCUAGUGCCAAUAUUACUAUUCAGGUAGGACAGAAUGUGACUCUGCAAUGCUUGGCACAGGCCAGCCCCUCACCAACCAUCUCAUGGAAUUAUCCCCUGAGCAUUUGGAGAAAAUUUAAUGUGUUGACUUCUUCGACUGCAGAAGAUGCUGUUCUGUCCCAGUUGAUCAUCCCUGCUGUUCACCUGGUAGACAGUGGCAAUUACACCUGUGUAGCCUCCAAUUUCAUUGGCAGGAGCACGCUGGUCAUCUCCCUCCAUGUCCAGCCUGCCCAGGUCCUGCCUGCAUCCUAUUCUCUUUCUAUCUCCCGGGAGGGUAAUUCCUACAUUGACUUGCGGGUGGUGAAGCAGACCGUGCACGGGAUCUUGCUGGAGUGGUUUGCAGUAGCCAACAUCUCUGAGGAGUGGUUUACCCUCUAUAUUACUUCGGAUGAAGCCCUCAGAAAAGAAGUGGUCCACAUUGGCCCUGGAAUCAACACAUAUGCUGUAAAUAACCUCCUCCCUGGCACAAAAUAUGAGGCAUGCCUCAGUAUGGGGAGCCGGCCCCCACACGAGGGCAGAUGUGUCGUCUUUGUGACAGGCAGAGAUGGUGGCAGGCUGGAGGACCGCGAGCGCCUCCUACAUAUCUCGGUGGUCCUGUGUGUUUUGCUGCUGGCAGUGCCUGUAGGGGCUUAUGUCUGGACAGCCGAGGGCCCCUGCAGCUGCAGGGAGUGGGGCCCGCACUGCUGUCCUCGCCACAGGCAUGCUCUCAGGCCUCCCCCUGCAGUUCCACAGUGCAAAGACAGAUCCUUUAGAGACCAUCUAGCUGUCUGUGAGGAUGGCGAUGGCCACAGACACAUGAAAGGGAAUGAGGAGAAAGAAGAUGACAGUGGCUAA
Messenger RNA from Marmota flaviventris (yellow-bellied marmot), 1644 nucleotides. NCBI's taxonomy places the organism in Eukaryota, Metazoa, Chordata, Mammalia, Rodentia, Sciuridae. The record is from RefSeq and is a predicted model, not a curated record.